CUAGCUUUCUCCUUAAGAGUUCUGUUUUAUAUAUAAUGUCAAGAACGUCGGAACCACUGGCUGUGGGGAGAGUGGUGGGUGAUGUUGUGGACAUUUUCACCCCAACUGUGAAGAUGACUGUAACUUAUAACUCCAAUAAGCAAGUUGCUAAUGGUUAUGAGCUUAUGCCUGCUGUCAUUGCUGCUAAACCUCGGGUUGAGAUUGGUGGCGAGGACAUGAGAGCCGCCUACACAUUGAUCAUGACUGAUCCUGAUGCUCCAAGCCCUAGUGAUCCACACCUGAGAGAGCAUCUCCACUGGAUGGUUACGGACAUUCCUGGAACCACUGAUGUUUCCUUUGGAAAAGAAGUGGUUAGCUAUGAGAUUCCAAAGCCGGUGGUGGGCAUCCAUAGAUAUGUAUUCAUAUUGUUCAAGCAAAGAGGAAGACAAACUGUGAAGGCACCAACUUCAAGGGACCAUUUCAACACAAGGCGGUUCGCACAAGAGAACGGCCUCGGCCUGCCAGUGGCUGCAGUCUACUUCAAUGCCCAGAGAGAAACCGCUGCAAGAAGAAGAUGAAGAUGAAGAUGAAGAUAUAGAAGAAAGAUCAGUUUAAUACUAUUUCACUCGAAAUAAAAGAAAACUGCUCAUCUUCAACUUGAAGUUGGCAGCAUUAUCCUCUGGUUCAUGUUUUAGGGUUUUGGAUUCAACUUGAAGUUGUAUUUUGCUUAAUGUUUUCGAUUAGUUUAUUACAGAUUAUGUUUUGUUUACUGAAAAACUAGGUUUUGGUUUGGUUUGGUGUGGGACCAUAUACUUUAUAGGGUUUAUUUUGAUUAUAUGUACCGUACGAUCGGAUCAGAUCGAUCUACUGUAAAUAGAAUCAUGAUAGGACGUACGUCAUUGCAUCAUAGAUAAGCUACAUGCCUUUCACCAGGCACGUGGCACGCUAUGCAAAGAUCAUGUUCUGUACUAUGUUCUCGUUGAGUAUCUGCCCUUCCUAUUUCUAAUACAAAAUAACAUUAAAACUUGGUGUUUGAUUA
This is a messenger RNA of Pistacia vera, 1018 nucleotides long. RefSeq names its product CEN-like protein 1. The coding region runs from base 36 to 557 and encodes 173 amino acids. The record is from RefSeq and is a predicted model, not a curated record. Gene Ontology annotation, biological process: vegetative to reproductive phase transition of meristem; flower development. NCBI's taxonomy places the organism in Eukaryota, Viridiplantae, Streptophyta, Magnoliopsida, Sapindales, Anacardiaceae. The transcript is spliced from 4 exons.